AUGCAUUAUCAUGUGAUCAGGCGGUUCACCUCAAGUCUAAGCCCCGCACUUACAAUUUCAGCCCUUCAUUUUAAAAUCAAGAACUUGGUUGUCAAAGGAUUAUAUGACCAAAUCCUUCGACUAUACAAACAAGAGCUCCAUCAUCCCUUUGGCCUCCAUGCAAACUCCUUUGUUCUCCCUUCCAUCGUCAAAGCAUGCUCCUAUGCAAUGUCCCAUCACUUUGGGCUUCAACUUCACUGCUUGUCUCUCAAGUCAGGCUGUGACUCAGACCCAGUCGUAUCCAAUUCUCUCAUUUCUAUGUAUGCAAAAUUUACAAUUGUUGAAGCAGCACGUCAGGUGUUUGAUGAAAUGCCUGAAAGAGACACCAUCACGUGGAAUUCCUUGAUAAAUUGUUAUGUACAAAAUGGGCAUCUCGAAGAGGGGCUUAAAGUGCUUAAGCAAAUGUAUCUUCAUGGUUCUAUACCAAAAGCGGAGUUGAUUGCCAGCAUCGUAUCAGUUUGUGCAAGGACAAGAGAGUUGAGACUGGGCAGAGAGAUUCACGGACUCGUCAUUGUUGAUGGAAGGAUUAAGGAGUCGGUGUUCUUGUCAACGGCUCUGGUAGAUUUGUAUAUGAGGUGUCAUGACUCGUUGAUGGCUUUACAUGUUUUUAAUCAAAUGGAAGUUAAAAAUGAAGUUUCUUGGACUGCCUUGAUUUCAGGAUGCAUUGCUAAUCACAGUUAUGACAUUGCAAUGGAAUGCUUCCGGGCAAUGCAGGUUGAAGGAUUGAAACCAAACAGAGUGACGGUGCUUGCCAUUUUACCGGCUUGUGCCGAAUUGGGACUUAUAGAACAUGGGAAAGCGAUUCAUGCAUAUACUUUUCGUAAUGGAUUUGAUUCAGAUCAUCAUUGCUCAGCAGCUCUCAUACACAUGUAUUGCAAACACGGGAAAGCUUUGCGUCCUGCCAAGCUAAUUUUCGAAAGGAUACCUGUUAAAGACGUUGUGGUGUGGAGUCUGAUUAUUGGGAGCUAUUCUCAAUGCGGCAAUAACGCAAAAGCUCUGAAACUCUUUAGCCAGAUGCGAGCUGAAGGAAUUGAACCAAACUCUGUAACUCUGUUGGCAAUCAUUUCUGCCUGCACCUCUCUAUCUUCACUAAACCUUGGAUGUGGAGUCCACAGCUAUGUCUUGAAAUCUGGGUUAAGUUUUGACAUUUUCAUUGGCAAUGCACUUAUCAAUAUGUAUGCCAAAUGUGGUUGUAUCAAGGAUGCACAUCAAAUUUUCAAGGAGAUGCCAAGGAAAGAUUCUGUUUCGUGGAGCACAAUGAUUGGCAGUUAUGGCCUUCAUGGUCACUGUAAGAAAGCUUUGCAACUCCUUGAUGAGAUGCAAGAGAGAGGGAUAGAGCCUGAUGCAGUCACUUUCCUCUCUGUUUUAUCUGCUUGCAACCAUGCUGGCCUCGUGGAAGAGGGAAAUAAGAUCUUUAAGCGUAUGAUAGAAGGCAAUAAAAUACAAUUAAGCGUGGAGCAUUAUGCUUGCUAUAUUAAUCUUCUUGGAAGAUUAGGGAAGCUUGAAGAUGCUUAUGAGCUUGUUAGAUCAAUGCCCAUGAAACCAAGUACUAAAAUCUGGAGUUCGUUGGUUACAGCUUGCAAGGUUCAUGGAAGAUUAGAGAAAGCAGAAUCUUUCGCACAUCACCUUGUUACAACGGAGCCUGAGAAUGCUGCCAACUAUACCUUACUGAGCAUGGUUCAUGCUGAAACCGGCAACUGGCUUGGGGUGGAAGAGGUGAGGAGAGUCAUGAGAAUACAAGGAUUAAGGAAAUGCUAUGGAUUCAGCCGAGUUUAG
Prunus armeniaca (apricot) is the source of this 1815-nucleotide messenger RNA. NCBI's taxonomy places the organism in Eukaryota, Viridiplantae, Streptophyta, Magnoliopsida, Rosales, Rosaceae. The record is from the annotation of a GenBank genome assembly.